This is a messenger RNA of Saccostrea echinata, 5295 nucleotides long. Its product is annotated as cadherin-23-like. Gene Ontology annotation, biological process: homophilic cell-cell adhesion. The record is from RefSeq and is a predicted model, not a curated record. Gene Ontology annotation, molecular function: calcium ion binding. Gene Ontology annotation, cellular component: cell-cell junction; plasma membrane. NCBI's taxonomy places the organism in Eukaryota, Metazoa, Mollusca, Bivalvia, Ostreida, Ostreidae. The transcript is spliced from 34 exons. Bases 1 to 5295 code for a protein of 1764 amino acids.
AUGGAAAUAGCCGAGGGUAAUACGUUUGCCUCAAACUUUCCUCCGAUAAUUCACAUGCAAUCAGGGGGUAACAUUCAGGAAGUGAAUGAAAACAUUGAUAUUGGAACGAAGCUUUUCAAUAUCACAGCACAAGACAGAAAUGGUGGAACUGUAACUGUUAGAGCAACAGGAGAAACCAGUGACCUCGUUACAAUCAAUCAAACACAAAGUGGUGCCUGGGGAGUUUUUCUGAAAAAGAAGCUAGAUAGAGAGACACAAUCACAACAUCUGCUAAGAUUCAUUGCAAUUAGCAGCAAAAAUGAUGCUCCUUCGCAAUCCUUAGAGGUAACCCUUUUUGUGAAUGACGUAAAUGAUGAACCACCCAAAUUCUCACAACUAGCGUACCGUGUCCAAGUCCCAGAGUCUGCUGGCCAGGCGUCUGCACUGUAUGGAAAUACAUUCAUCAUAAAUCCACUGAAUGGACAAGUCACCCUAAAUCAACCCCUUGAUUAUGAGAGAUUAACAUUCUAUCAGUAUACACUGAUUGCCAAGGAUGGCGGCAACCCUAAACGUACCAGUACGGCAGACCUAUUGAUUACUAUUUUAGAUGUUCAGGACACGCCACCCAUUUUCCAGGGAUUACCAUACAUGACAACAAUUAAAGAAAACUAUUCUGUGGGGACAACUAUUUUCAGAGUUUUCGCUGUUGAUGGUGACACUGGUAUACCAAAUAAUAUAACUUACAGUUUUUCUUCAGGUACAAAAAAUUGCUCACAAUUUCUUUCUGUGGAUCGGAACUCUGGUAAUAUCACAAUUAACAAGACAAUGGACAGAGAUGAUGGACCUAUAAAACAGUUACGUGGAGUCUGCACUGUGAAUGUGAAAGCAUCAGAGGUUACAAAUAAACCCAGCAAUCUGACAAAGACAGUUAAACCAUUCACCAUUACCAUAGAAGAUGUGAAUGACAACGGACCAAUAUUUAAUCAAUCAACUUAUUAUGGGUCUGUAAAAGAAAACAUGACGGAUAUCCCUAUAACAAUAUCUGGGGAUGGACUUUAUGUUAAAGAUAUUGACCAGGUAAUGGGAAACGAUGAUAUCAAACUCCAGGUUUACAAAAACGACAGUAAUAAUAAAUCCAAUGAUAUUGUGGCUUCACCUAGUUUGGUGUACUCUGAGGGGACUUUUCUGCUUCGUUUGACGAAUAACUUCAAGUUUGAUUAUGAAAAAUACUCAAAAAUUGAUUUACUAAUAAAGGCAGAAGACAAGAGAAAUUCAAGUAUGUCCAGUGUCUGUACCGUACAUGUUACAAUCAACGACACCAACGAUAACGAUCCUAUUUUCAAAAACACAAAGGGAAACUUCUCUGUUCCUGAAAACAGCUGUUUCAACACAACAGUCACAGAGAUAAAGGCAACAGAUGCCGAUUCUGGGAAAUAUUCCGAAAUAACAUACCGUCUGCAAGGAAGCAACAGUUUUGACAUAGACAGUACCACUGGUCGGAUUUUUGUCAAUUGUAAUAAAAGCUGCAGUGAGGAAUGUAAAAAUACAGAGUGUGAUAGCAGUUGUCUGGACAGGGAAAAGAAAGAUAUGUAUUAUCUCACAGCAGAAGCUCAAGAUGGCGGUGGACGAAGAGCCUCGGUUUCGAUUGUUGUUCAUCUAACUGAUACAAAUGACAAUAAACCAAUUUUUCGCGAUAGCUCAUACAGAGUGGGACUAGAUGAAGAUUCGACAGUUUUUUCCACAGGAAAUGCUAUUUUCAAAGUGGAGGCUACUGAUAAAGAUAUUGGCAACAAUAAUAAGAUAUCAUAUAGGAUUGUGUCUUCCGACGAUAACCAAGGUCUUCACAACAACUUUACAAUGGAUGAGGAAAAUGGAACUGUAACAAUAAGCGGUUCAAUAGAUUAUGAAAAUUUACCAGAGGCUAUAAAUGGACAAAUCAUUCUCAUCUUGGUUGCAGAAGACCAUGGAUCCCCGGUUCAAAGUACAAAUGUCACACUGACGGUAGAUAUUAAGGAUAUUAACGACAAUACUCCAGAGUUUCUACAGUCAUAUAACAGCACCAUAGAGGAAAAUUCGAAUAGUGGAGCCUUUGUAAUAGCUGUAUCUGCAGUGGACAACGACAAAACGAUACCUAAUAAUCAAACAGCCUACUUUAUAGAAAAGGGUGGUUCCGAUCAAUUUACGAUUGAUGGCACUUCAGGGAAUAUAACUGUUCAGAUUGGAGCAAACCUAGACAGGGAAAUCGUUCCUGGCUACAACCUUACUGUUGUUGCUAUAGACAAGGGGGUUCCUCAGAGGACCGGAAGUGUGUCAGUGAUUGUAACGGUGGAAGACGAAAAUGACACCCCUCCAUCUUGGAAGAACUUACCAAAGACUGUUGAUGUGCAUGAGAAUAGCACUGUUAACAAUAUUACAACUUGUAUUGGUAUAGAUUUAGACGUAAACAGUAGUUUACAUUAUUCAAUUAUACCGAUCAGCGCUACGGAUGUAGAAGGAAAUCCAGUAAAUGUGUCACAGAUGAAGGACGUAGUCACCAUAAACAGGUUGUCUGGAGAAGUGUCUGCUUUGGAGGAUGAACUGGAUGCAGAAAGAGCGAUAAAGUUAAUCUUUAAUGUGACCGUCAACGACAGUAACACUCUUAAAAACAACCCUAAUGCUACAAGUGAGCUGACGAUAAAUAUCAUUGAUAUCAAUGAUAAUCCUCCAGUUUUUCCUCAUUUGAUCUAUUCUGCAAAGAUCCUGGAAAAUGUCCUCGAUGAUACCUAUGUGACUUUAAUGAAAGCGACUGAUGCGGAUAUCAACGAAGAAAAUAGAAAUAUAUCAUACUAUAUAGAUGACACAAAUGCUCCAUUUGCUAUUGACCAGAAGUCGGGUGUAGUUCAAAAAGUUGAAAAGGUUGACCGAGAAGUGAAAGACCAAUGGAACGUUACAAUAAGGGCUACAGAUUCAUUGUUUAACACUACUACUGAACUUUGUAUUAACAUAUUGGAUUUCAACGACAACACACCUUACUUCCUUAAUGAAACAUACAUAUUUCAUAUCGAGGAAGAUACAUACAAUGUAACCACAAAAAUUGGAACAAUUUAUGCUAAUGAUGAAGACAUAGGAGAAAAUGCGAAAAUCAGGUUUUCUAUCACAGGAGGGAACGACCAAGGACAUUUCGAUAUAGACUCAGACACGGGUGAUUUAUUAGUAAAAGGUGAUAUUGACAGAGAAAUGCACUCUAUAUACCAUCUGACCAUAACAAUACAGGACAGUCCAAAUGUCAAAGCGGAAACGAAGCGUAAUUCAACACAAGUAGUUGUUUACGUACAGGAUGUCAACGACAAUGCACCAAUUUUUACAAAUGACUCUCACAUUAUCGUUAUAAUAAAAGAGACAACAUCAAUAGGAACCACAGUUAAAGUCGUGGAAGCCAUUGAUAAGGAUUAUGAUAUUAAUAGCAAUGUUUGGUACAGGCUUGGUGAUGGAGGAAAUGUUUCGGACGAUUGGUUUGCUAUUAACACAGACACGGGUGUAAUAAAUGUCAAUAACAGCCUGAAAGAUCAGGCUGGAAAUUAUACAGUUGAAGUGAUAGCAACUGACAAAGGUUCUCCUUCCAUGAAUACUUCACUUUUAGUAGGAAUACGCAUCUUAGAUGAAAAUCUUCACUCCCCGGCUUUUACUCGAUUACCUGCAAACAAUACUGUGAGCGUUUACGAGUGUGCAAAAUUUAAUACUUCAAUAUUUGAAAUUGAUGCAACGGAUGCUGAUAAAGAUUAUGAAAACCACUUCAUCACAUACCAGUUCCGCUAUGCAAACUCUUCCUCAGGGCAAAAUUUUGAAUCAUUCCAUAUAAAUAAUAAAACUGGAAGGAUAUCCCUUGUGAAGAACAUUGACCAUGAAAUUAGACCUUUGUAUUCAAUAUCCGUGAUAUGUACAGACCAUGGAGAACCACCACGCUCAACCAUCUCACCAUUUUUUACGAUACAAGUUUUAGAUGUUAAUGAUAAUCCUCCAGAGUUUACCCAAAAUUUUACAAAUGUAGAGGUCAAGGAGAACAGGAACAAUACAUUAGUGACCACUGUCAGAGCUGUUGAUAAGGAUUCCAUGGCAGUUAUUCAAUAUAGUAUCGAAAAGGGAGACCAUUCAGAUUUCUUCCAAAUUGACAACAGAACUGGAGAAGUAAGAACAAUUAAAUCUUUAGAUCGAGAGGAGAUUGAUAUCAUCACGUUAACAGUUAAAGCUGUAGACGUCACUAAGCCAGAGAAUCUUUCAUCGCAGUGUGAUAUAAAACUAAAAGAAAAGCCAGACACAAAAAUGAAAAUCCAAGUAGCUGUGCAGGAUGAGAACGAUAACCCACCAAAGUUUACCCAUAACUACCUAUCUAAAGGCAUUCUUAGUAACAUUAAGUUUGGUACAGUCGUGAUUGACCUUACGGAACAGGUCACUGACAGGGAUGUAUCAGCUGAUAACCGUAAACACCACUUCUAUGCAACUUCCAUUACUUAUACUGGACCAUUAAAGAAAGAAAUAGAAAACAAAUUAGAGAAAAAUAGUUCUAUGGCAUUUUGUGUUCAUCUUAAUGGUUCAGUAGUCACUAAUAUUGUUUUUCCUGAGACAAUGAAAGGAUUAGCUAAUCUUAAUCUUCUUGCUAAUGAUUCUUCAGGAAAUACUACUGCCUAUCUCAAGUUGUACAUUAUCAGUGUUUCACAGAUGGUUGCCAUGAAAUUUAUAAAAACCAAACCACAAUUGAACGAAAUAAAACUCGAUGUACUAAAAACGUAUUCAACCAUCCUGGAAUAUGACUUUGUUUAUGAUGAAAUGGAGGCUUAUGUGACAGGAGGGAAACCAGACCCCUUUACGACUUUGCUGAAAUUUCAUGUGGUUGACAGGGACACAGACAGAGUUUUAGAGGCUACAGAAGUAAUUAAUUUGCUAGAUGGCGUUUCUGGACAGAAAAGUAACGAUCUCUCGAAUGCCAGAAUUAAAUACUCGAUAAUGUCCAUAAAUUCGCUGCAAACGAAGUCGGCAGAACAGUCUAGUCUAAGAAUUAAGGAGAGAUACAUUUUUAUAGCUGUUAUAGUACUUCUCAGUGUAAUCUUGUGUGUCAUUUUAUAUUUCUUCAUCAAUAGUACUUCAAGGUACAAAACAAAACUAAAAGCCGCUAAUAUUCCAACAACAGAUCGAAGAAAUGGAAAAAAGGAAAGCUUAUAUCUCCCUGGAAGUAACGUUUACUCAUCCACAAAAAAUCCUUUGAUGAACAAAGAAGAGGAAGUAAAGAGAAGCAUGGAGAACCUGGAUAAAUUAGAUGAUGUCAGUGUAUCUGGAAGGUAA